CGGUGCCGUCCGCCGGCCAGCGGAGCGGAGCGGAGCCCGGCCAUGGGCACGGAGCCCCGGCGGCCCACGGCCAGGAGAUGAAUUAAAAUGCAGCACACCACGUGCACAGAGGACAGGAUCUACCAUGCACUGGAAAGAUGUCUACACGGGCUUAGCAGAGAUGCUGUCUCCAGCAGAUGGGCUGCUGGGCUGUGCCUGAACUGCUGGAGCUUACAGGAGCUGGUGAGCCGAGAUGCUGGCAACUACCUCAUCCUUGUGGAGAAGAUCCUUGGCAAAGCCAAAGAGGUACAGGAGAAGUGCGACUACGAUCUCGUCACGCCUCUAGCUCUGCUCUUCUACUAUGCCGUCCUGUAUGCUCCCCACUUCCCUCCAGGCUCUGACUUGCUCCUGAAGGCUGCCAGUGUGUACCACAGCUUCCUGACCUGGCCCGUGCCCUACUGCCACAUCUUCCAUGAGCUGCUCACCUUCAUCAGCAACGAGAUGAGGGCCCCUGGGAUCUCCUUCCAGAGGCUGGUGAGGACUGAGCAGGGGCUGCCUCUGAAGAACUACCAGAGCUCCACAGUGACGGUGCUGCUGUUGAACCACUCCGAGAUACAGAGUGAGUUCCUGUCCAUUGCUGAGAAGCUGAGUUCCAGCAAGCACCCUCAGCACACCACCCUCAUUGUGCUCCUUGAGCACCUCUACCAGGCCAACUUUGGCACUCUCUGCAACCUGGACAGCCUACACCACCUCCUGAAGUCCAAGACACUGGAAGAGCUCUUGGAGAUGUACAGCAGAGCCACUGAUGCUCAGGAGCUUGCAGCCUCCAGCAGUGACCCCGUCCUGGCCCGGGAGCGGCUGCAGUCGGUGCUGCGGGACAUGGCUGGCGCCGCGGCCUUUCCUGCCAACACGGGUGAGGCUCAGCCGCAGAAGCUCCAGCCCAUCCCCAUCCCUACUGCUCGCUGCUACACCUACAGCUGGGAUCAGGAUAACUUUGAUAUCCUCAAUGAUGUCCUCAGCAAAGAGUGCAAUGUUGUUGAGCCCGUGGCUUCAGAGAACGAAGAGGAGGACGAAGAAGAAGAGGAGGAGGAGGAGGUGGAAGCUGAUGGCUGUUCUCCCGAGCGGGACUCGCUGCUUUCCCCCAUCUGCCCCAUUUCCAAAGGCUCUGUGUACUCGGCGCUGUCAGAGGAGGGACCGAGGCCCUCACGAGUGUCCCUCUUUGCCACCUCCAAGGACUCCAUCUCAGAGCUGACAGUGGCCUCCAGAAAGUCCCUGAAGUCCUUUGUGUCCAGCCUGAAGGACUGCAUGGACAGCGGCUACGUGGAGGACAGCGACGAGAGCUCCCUGGACACAGUGGGCCGGCCGGAGCUGAAGGUAGAGAAACCCCUCCCCAGACACAGACACACUCUGACCAACAAGAUCUACAAACUGUUCAAGAGCAAAAGCCAGCUGGUGUUGAGGAGUUCGCUGAAGGAUCAGGCCGGCACGGGCUCGCUGCGCCGUGCCGAGAGCCUGUGCAGCCCGCAGGCCAGGCCCCGCGUGCCGGCGCGCUCCCGCCGCGCUCACUCGCUGCCACAGCACGUGCUGGGCCGCCGGCUCCCGGCCCCGCCGCCCCUCAGCCUGCCCCGCCGGCCCUUCCUCAGCCACGGCGAGGAUGCCAAAGCGUCCACGCUGCGGGUCGUGGUCUUCGGCUCCGACCGCAUCUCGGGGAAAGUGGCUCGAGCCUACAGCAACCUGAGGCUCAAGGAGAGCACCUGCCCCUUGCUGACCAGGUACUUCAAGCUGCAGUUUUACUAUGUCCCUGUGAAGAGGAGCUGCUCGGCUCCCUUGGCCCCGCUGGUGUAUCCCUCCCAAGCCCCGGGGGACGCCCAGCUCCGGGCCGCGGCGCAGCCGGAUCCUGCCUUGGCUGGGAUGGAGAGCAGCACCAAUGACAUCUCCCACUACAUCGGCAUGUUGGAUCCGUGGUACGAACGCAACGUUCUCAGGCUGAUGAACCUGCCCAUGGAUGUCCUGUGUCAGUCUGCCAAGCCAGAGGCUGAGCCCCAGGAGGAGGCCCAGGAGCAGCUGCCCAUCCUGGCAGACAUGAUCCUCUACUACUGCCGCUUCGCCACACUCCCCGUCCUGCUGCAGCUCUACCAGACAGAGCUCACCUUCAUUGGAGGGGAAAAGAUGACCGAGGUCUUCAUCCAUUCCCUGGAGCUGGGCCACUCAGCAGCCACACGAGCCAUCAAGGCCUCAGGUCCAGGCAGCAAAAGGCUGGGCAUAGAUGGAGACAGAGAAGCAAUCCCACUAACACUACAGAUUGCCUACAGCAAGACAGCUGUCAGUGGAAGAAGUCACUGGAAUGAUGUGGAGAAGGUCUGCACAUCUGUCAACCUCAGCAAAGCCUGCAAGAAGUAUGAAGAACUGGCCUCAAAGACAGAGUGUCUCAACUUAACCAUGACAGAGGUGGUCAAAAGGCAAAACUCCAAAUCCAAAAAAAGCUUCAACCAGCAGAUCAGUGUGUCCCAGAUAAAAGUGGACAAGGUCCAGAUUAUUGGUGUCCAGUCCUCCUUCGCCGUGUGCUUGGACCAGGAUGAGCAGAAGAUCCUGCAGAGUGUAACCAGGUGUGAGAUCUCAGUGUGCUACAAACCCCGGGACAGUGAUCUCUUUGCACUGAGAAGUUCCUCUUUGCCUCCUCAGGACCCCUCUGAGUUUCAUUCUAUCCUGUGUUUACCCAUUGCCACUUUCAGUGGAGCACUGCCAUAGUGUUCUCUCAGAACAGGCUCCUAUCCAACACCAAGACAGGCUCAAGAAAACAAAGGUGACUGUGCCCUUUGGGCUGGAGACCCAUCUCUUCUUGUCCAAGAUGUCCUGCUGCUGAAGCAUUACUGUGGUGGCUGAGCAGCUCUUGGCCUGGGCUUAGCCCACCCUUGGGAAAUGGCAACAUUAGUGUUGUGCUCUGGUAUCUCUCAGGGUUCCUCAGUAAUGGGGGAAAGUGUUUUCCUUGAGAUCUCCACCUGGUUCAGCAGACUGCCAGCACCUGGGCUGACAGAGCAAGGCAAGGACAGGGAUACUUUCCUGCCAGCAGAUAGUGCUGGGGCUGUAUUUGACAGUGACUGCAGGGACAGUGUCAUCUGGGGUGAGCUUGUGGGGGGACAGUUAGGGAAAUUAAUGUCCUUGGUUGAAUGGUGGGAUGUGGCCUUCAAUGCACAUGGAGCUGCAGGUCACUCAACCAAUGCCCUGAGGGGAUUUAACCCUUAACAGGUGAUGCUCAGGACAGUUCUUUAGGGAUGGGGAGAGGCUUUCUCAAGCUUUCUGGUAAAUUAUGAAGGUUGGGUGUCUCACAGAGGAGCAGCACAGAGCAGAGCAACCCAGCUGAGGCCCAGGGAGACCCCAGCACAGGCUGUAGACUGCUGCUUGUGUUCCCAGGAGUUGAAUGCAAUAGGCCAUAUCAGGGCAUGGGCAGCUUGUCACAGAUUGACUGUAAACCCAGGACCUGCAGGACAUGAGCUUCCAGUUUCUGCAGCACCUCAUGAGUUCACCCAGGAGAUUUGCUCCCUGCUCAGCCCAUCUUCUUGUGUCCUGUGCACUAGAAACAUCCCAGAGGCUGAAUCCUCAGUAGUUGCUGGAAAUAUGGAACCAUGCAGGAACCAUGCUCAGGCUCAGACAAGGGAGGGAAGUCCUGGGGAAGCCACUGGGAUUGCCUGAAGCUCAUCUCAAGAGGCAGAUCUGCUGGAGGAGGCCUCAGCAGCAAAAACACUAGUGACAUUUACAAGCAAUGACAGGAUUUGAGAUUUCCCCUCCCCUGCAAAAAGGCUUUCCACCCUCUUCCUUCUCUCUGCAAGGCUGUAGGUACAGAAAGGUGCAAUAUUUGGGGGUAUUUAGAGGUACUCUGACCUGAUGAGGAAUACAAUGAGACUGGAAAAGCCUUGCCUGGUUUCAUGGCCCUCAAGCUGUUUCUCAGUAGUUUUUGGUGAUUGCACUAAUAACAGCAGGCAGAAGAGAGUGCUGCCUGCUGCAGGCUUAAAGGAUCUUCAUGCUGAGGAUGUGUGCUCCCUGGAAGCAUCUGGAAGGGAUUCCUGAUACUGCUAGGAGGCUGUAGGGCUCAGCCACAGUGUGAUCAGUUCAUUGUGGGUCCCUUGGUCCUCCAGAAAAUAGGACCUGCUCAGCUCUGAGCACUGGUUAGAACAAGGCUGGGCUCUGUCCCCAAGGGCCAGUGGGGCAGCAGCAGUGACCUUUGAGGUUAAACUGGCCAGGAAAAGGGAGAGAGUCCCUGGGGGCUUCAGCUGCCUUGGGGGAGUGUGGGUCAGGUCUGAUGGAUUCCUCCACAUCCCCCUGGAAGUGUUUGGGGGAUCCCUCCUGUGCCAUGGACUCCAGUGCUGGCCUCACUGGCUGCUGGCUGCUCUCUGUUCCCACUGCCUCUGUUGUUUGGACACAGCUUAGUUCCAGGCCCAGGGGUGAGCAUCUUGGCUCAAGAAGGUGCUGCCUCUUUGGUGUCCUUGGCAGCUCUGGAUGCACCUUCUGCCAGUGGACAGAGAUGAGCAAAAACGAGACAGGAACAUCCUUCUGAGACCUCUCUGCUUCAUCCUUCUACUUGAAUAAACCACACCAAGGAUGGUGUUGCCAUGUGGCCUCCAAGUCCCUCAUGCUGGGCAAAGCAUCACUUAAACAUAAGCAAGUGCUCUGGCUCUACCACGAUGCAAAGCCAGCUUGGAUUCCCAGCAAGGACCCACCUUCCCUGGCUGCUCCCUGACUCCAGGAGCACCCUUCUUUUCCAACGUGCAUGAAGCAGAGUCUGUCCCUUGCUGGCAGCUCAGACUUGGUAGAGACACCAGGAUUCUGGAGGUGGUGGUGGGCUGCCUCCUGUCACAGAGCCUGUGGGGCAAUAUGGGAGCACACACCAAGGUCACCGCUGCACAUCAGUAUUUCAAGUCCAAUAGGCUCAAGGGAUCAGAAGGAGAUUUUAAGAGCUUUUCCUGUGCACUUGGAAGAACUUCUGCCAGUGGACAGAACUUUUCAUUCUGACUUUUCACACUGGCUUUUCAUUCCCUGAGCAGGUUUGUGUGCCUCUUCUCGAACGGAUCCAAAACGUGACGGCUGUUAUUUCUGUUUGAUACUUUAAAAUAGCACCUUAUCCUGUCAAAACAUUGCUGUUUGGCAUCCUGGCUAAAUAUAUCCCUGCCACUGUUAGUGACAGACACCUCUCUGGUUUCAGCUGGCCUUACAGAAAUACUAGAGAAGAGAUUCCAUCUCACAGAGCAAAACAAGCACAAACUCUAGGGGCUCCUCAUCCUGGCUACGGUUUUGACCUGAUGGAAAAAGAAGCCUGAGGUUCUUUCAGGUCAUCUUGUACAUAUGUGCAGCCUCACCCAAUGGUGCCAUGUCUUGUGCUGAUCUGUAAAAUACCGUUCAAAGAACUUUUAAAGUAAUUGUAAGAUAUUAAAUGUUGAUUUAUUUCAAGGAAAAA
Colius striatus (speckled mousebird) is the source of this 5428-nucleotide messenger RNA. It is a transcript of the gene PIK3R5, whose product is annotated as phosphoinositide-3-kinase regulatory subunit 5. The transcript is spliced from 19 exons. The record is from RefSeq and is a predicted model, not a curated record. Gene Ontology annotation, cellular component: phosphatidylinositol 3-kinase complex, class IB. Lineage: Eukaryota; Metazoa; Chordata; Aves; Coliiformes; Coliidae. Gene Ontology annotation, molecular function: 1-phosphatidylinositol-3-kinase regulator activity. The coding region runs from base 88 to 2727 and encodes 879 amino acids. Gene Ontology annotation, biological process: G protein-coupled receptor signaling pathway; positive regulation of MAP kinase activity.